Molecule: messenger RNA, 1326 nt
Organism: Vicia faba (fava bean)
Lineage: Eukaryota; Viridiplantae; Streptophyta; Magnoliopsida; Fabales; Fabaceae
Source: the annotation of a GenBank genome assembly
AUGAUGCUGAAAAUCAAAAGGGUUCCUACGGUUGUUUCGAAUUAUCAAAAAGAGGAGGGUUCUGAGGCUCCUCGUACUGUCGGAGGUUGUGGUCGGAAUUGUCUUAAAGCUUGUUGUAUUCAAGAUGCAAAGCUUCCUUUGUAUGCUUUUAAGAAGAUUAGCAAAGUUGGUGGAAAGGAUUUGGUGGUUGAGAAGUGUCAAGAGGAGCUUCCUUUGGCCUUUUUGGACUCACUUGUUCUUGGAGAGUGGGAAGAUCGCGUGCAAAGAGGACUUUUUCGAUAUGAUGUUACCUCCUGUGAAACCAAGGUGAUUCCGGGUGAGUAUGGUUUCAUUGCUCAGCUCAACGAGGGUCGUCACCUCAAGAAGAGACCAACGGAGUUCAGAGUCGAUAAGGUUCUUCAGCCUUUUGACGAAAACAAAUUCAACUUCACUAAAGUUGGACAAGAGGAGGUUCUGUUUCAGUUUGAAGCUAGUGAAGACGGUGAAGUUCAGUUCCAUCCAAAUGCUCCGGUUGAUGUUGAGAAUUCUCCAAGUUUCGUUGCCAUCAACGUUAGUCCUAUUGAGUAUGGGCAUGUUUUGCUGAUUCCUCGCAUUUUCGAGUGUUUGCCUCAAAGGAUUGAUCAUGAGAGCUUAUUGCUUGCACUUCAUAUGGCAGCCGAAGCUGCUAAUCCAUAUUUCCGAUUGGGUUACAAUAGCCUCGGUGCUUUUGCAACCAUUAACCAUCUUCACUUUCAGGCUUAUUAUUUGGCUAUGCCCUUUCCUAUCGAGAAAGCUCCCACUAAGAAAAUUGCAACUUUGAACGGCGGUGUGAAGAUGUCUGAAUUGUUGAACUAUCCGGUUCGAGGUCUUGUCUUCGAGGGCGGCGACACACUUGAAGAUUUAUCAAAAGUUGUUUCAGAUGCUUGUAUCUCCUUGCAAAACAACAACAUACCUCACAAUGUUCUUAUUUCUGACUGCGGAACACAAGUGUUUCUGUUACCACAGUGUUAUGCAGAGAAACAAGCUCUAGGAGAAGUGAAUGCUGAGCUUCUCGACACACAAGUGAACCCCGCGGCAUGGGAGAUUAGUGGACACAUGGUUUUGAAGAGGAAAAAGGAUUUCGAUGAGGCGUCUGAAGCCAAUGCUUGGAGGCUUCUUGCCGAAGUUUCACUCUCCGAAGAGAGGUUUCAAGAAGUCAAGGCCCUUAUCUUUGAAGCUAUUGCCUUAACUAAAGAAUCAGAUGACAGUCCUCAAUAUCUUCCUAAAGAUGAUGUCGUCGACUCUGUAGACCCGAGCACAUAUCCUGCUGUGGUGGCCGGUUCGCAAGAAUGUGUUGUCUUACAGUAA